Messenger RNA from Cebus imitator (Panamanian white-faced capuchin), 1200 nucleotides. RefSeq names its product ficolin-2. The record is from RefSeq and is a predicted model, not a curated record. NCBI's taxonomy places the organism in Eukaryota, Metazoa, Chordata, Mammalia, Primates, Cebidae. Bases 321 to 1100 code for a protein of 259 amino acids. The transcript is spliced from 7 exons.
CCGAGUGCAGUGAGUUUCCCCAGGGCACAUAGCACUGAGGAGAGGAGACUCCCCUAGGUGGGGGUGGCCUCCAACGCCAGGGCUCUGCCCCCCUUCACCUCCCUUCCUCGCUAGUGCCCAAGGGGUGAGGACAGACCAAGGCCCCAGCAGAGCAGAAAACCUCAUUUCCCAGGCGCUGUUGGGCCAGGCACUGAGUGCCCACCUGUGUUUCUCUGCGGAGGUGAAGGUGGUGGGCGUGGAGGGCUCCGACAAGCUCACCAUUCUCCGAGGCUGCCCGGGGCUGCCGGGGGCCCCAGGGCCAAAGGGAGAGGCAGGCGCCAAUGGACAGAGAGGAGAACGCGGCCCCCCUGGAGCCCCUGGGAAGGCAGGACCACCAGGGCUCAAGGGAGACCCUCAGGAACCCAAUCUGUGUAACACAGGGCUCCCGUCCUGCAGCCACUCCCCGGGUUCCCUUCCCAGGCCCACGCACCUGCAAGGACCUGCGGGACCGGGGGCACUUCCUGAGCGGCUGGCACACCGUCUACCUGCCCGACUGCCGGCCCCUGACCGUGCUGUGUGACAUGGACACGGACGGAGGGGGCUGGACCGUUUUCCAGCGGAGGGUAGAUGGCUCCGUGGACUUCUACCGGGACUGGGCCGCGUACAAGCAGGGCUUCGGCAGUCAGCUGGGGGAGUUCUGGCUGGGGAAUGACAACAUCCACGCCCUGACCGCCCGGGGAACCAGUGAGCUCCGCGUAGACCUGGUGGACUUUGAGGACAACCACCAAUUUGCCAAGUAUAGAUCCUUCCAGAUGGCGGGCGAGGCGGAGAAGUACAGGCUGGUCCUGGGGGCCUUUGUGGAGGGCAGUGCGGGUGAUUCCCUGACGUCCCACAACAACCAGUCCUUCUCCACUAAAGACCAGGACAACGACCUUCAUGCCCAAAGCUGUGCUGUGAUAUACCAGGGAGCCUGGUGGUACAAAACGUGCCACGUGUCAAACCUGAACGGUCGCUACCUCGGCGGGGCCCACGACAGCUUCGCAAAGGGCAUCAACUGGAAGUCGGGGAAAGGGUACAACUACAGCUACAGGGUGUCGGAGAUGAAGCUGCGGCCCGCCUAGCCCGGUGGGCGCAGGGUCAGGACGCCCCGCAUGCACGCUGGUGGGGGUGGGGUCGGGAGCUUAGCCCUCGGGUUCAUAAAAGAAACACGUGUUGUGAUUC